AUGAAGCAGAAGACUCGCGACGUGAUAGAGCAUUUAGUAGAGAAUUUGCAUAUCGGGAGUCGGCGUGUUUUGAUGCAACAGCUCCAUGAAUGGCACCAGCAGAAGCAGCAAGACUGGAACCAGCUUUAUUCAUCUGAAUUUAUGGAAAUGGAGACUGUCAAAUCAGCUUUUAUAGCAUGCCGUUUUUGAGGAUCCUCAUCAUGAUUGGAGAUUCUACAUCUACUUCUCAAAAAAGUGCGCAAAUGUUUUCUAGCAGCUUAGAAGAAAGACCACCUAUAACCAGCUUUCGCUUUCCCUUUCUGCAACAACUUGUACUUGUUUUACAGUUUGAAGGACAUCAAGAUUACCUGAUCAUAAGACUGCGUGCUCUCGUCCUCUGACUCCAACAACACCCUUGUUUCAGCUUCAUAGAGAUACCCAAGACCAAAAACCCUAGUCCUCGCGUUGAGAGGGAAGGCGUGG
Molecule: messenger RNA, 462 nt
Organism: Amoebophrya sp. A25
Lineage: Eukaryota; Dinophyceae; Syndiniales; Amoebophryaceae
Source: the annotation of a GenBank genome assembly